AGAAAAAUUGAGCCGCCGCGGGUGGAAAACGCGGGACGCGUGCAGCGAGAACGCAUCGCUUCGCGUGUGUCCGGCGGCCGCGUGUGUCGCGCACAUCAGGCCUAUACGUGUGUGAGCGCUCGACGUGCCGUCCGCUCGCUGCAUUGCGAGUGUAUAUACCAAUACGUCGUCGUUUCUCGUCUCGCGACCAAAGAGAGGAGGCUCCCUUCCCCCGACCUGGAUGCGCGGCAGUCUGUAUGAUUGUGCUAUAGUCCUCUGAACGCUAUUUGGACAGCGUCUGUAGACAGCAAGGACGCAGAGAAGGAAGAGAAGGCGUGAAGCGCGAGCGGAAGAUGCCGCGCGACGCAGCCAGAGAACGUGAAUGCGACGAGCAUCGUCGGGACGCGAGUCGCGGCACCGACUGUUCACAGGGUGCACGAUGAUGGCGGAAUGCCCGUGGACAGGGUGCACAGUAUUAUCCGGCUCGUCGGUCGAGUAUACGGUAAAGUUGAUCGCCCAUCGUGGUGGCAAGAUCGAGCGCAACAGGGGCAGCAGCAGCAGCAGCAGCAGCAGCAGCAGCUGCAGCAGCAGCAGCAGCAGCAGCAGCAGCAGCAGCAGCAGCAGCAGCAGCAGCAGCAGCAGCAGCAGCACGUAUCUGGGACGCGCGACGGGAUAAUAAAUGCCAAAACGGCACGACGCCGGCACGAGCCGAGGUGGAUCAAACGUGGGAACGCGAAACACAAUUGUCGAAUGCGAGCAGGUGUUCCAGGAGGACUGGAUCGCGUGGUUGCAUGUAAAUCGCGAGGAAGAGGAGCAAGAGGAAGGAGAGGAGGAGGAGGAGGAGGAGGAAGAGGAGCAAGAAGAAAAGACAAAGAACGUCAAAGUUUACCGCUGCGAGCGGAUCGCGGACAGCCAGAUUGAACGGCCGCCUCGCGGAUUCUUAUCGCACGGCAGGGGAUAGCGGGAGCCACCACGGAGGCGGGGGUGGGUUUGCCCCUGCUUCUUC
Messenger RNA from Atta colombica, 985 nucleotides. RefSeq names its product putative mediator of RNA polymerase II transcription subunit 21. The transcript is spliced from 2 exons. The coding region runs from base 430 to 900 and encodes 156 amino acids. The record is from RefSeq and is a predicted model, not a curated record. NCBI's taxonomy places the organism in Eukaryota, Metazoa, Arthropoda, Insecta, Hymenoptera, Formicidae.